AUGUCUCUGCAGGACCGUAGAAAGGCUGUCGGCCAACUGUUCGCCGUUGGCUUCCACGGCAACGAGAUCAACGACGACAUCCGGACACUGAUUCGGGAUUACGGAGUCGGCGCGAUUGUCCUUUUCAAGCGCAAUGUGCGAGAUGCGGACCAGCUCCGAGCCUUGUCGCAAGGCCUUCAGACCAUUGCCAAGGAAGCCGGUCACAGGCAACCGCUCUUUGUCGGCAUCGACCAAGAAAAUGGCCUCGUCACACGGAUCUCGCCGCCGGUUGCCGCGCAGAUGCCUGGGCCCAUGUCGCUGGGUGCCACGAGCUCCCUCGAUUCGACGCACGCCGUCGCCGUCGCUACCGGGGAGAUGCUCCGACACUUCGGCAUCAACAUGAACUACGCGCCUAUCGGCGAUAUUAAUUCCGAGCCCCUUAACCGAGUCAUUGGCACGCGAAGCCCCGGAGACAACGCGGAAACCGUCUCCAAGUUCGCGUCUGCGUGCGCCCGAGGACUUCGCGAGGCCGGCGUGGCGCCCUGCAUUAAGCAUUUUCCCGGACACGGCGACACAGACGUCGACUCACAUUACGGCUUGCCAGUCAUCGAUAAGUCGCGAGCGGAUCUGGACAAGACCGAACUUGUCCCGUUCCGGGACGCGGCCCGCGAAGGGAUUGAGAUGGUCAUGACGGCACACAUCUCCAUGCCCCAGUUGGGCUCCAAGCUGCCAUCGACCCUGUCGCCGCAGGCAAUUGGCAUCCUGCGCAACGAGUUCAACUACAACGGAGUCAUCAUGACCGAUUGCUUGGAGAUGGAUGGCAUUCGAGCCACCUACGGCACCGUAGAGGGUGCCCUCAUGGCAUUCCAGGCUGGCGUCGACAACGUCAUGAUCUGCCACACGUUCGACGUGCAGGCAGCAGCCAUCGACCGCAUCUGUGCUGCGAUAGACUCCGGAGAGAUCACCCAACAGCGGAUCGAUGAGUCGCUGGAGCGUUUGAGCAAGCUGAAGUCAAAGUUCACCAGCUGGGACACAGCCCUCCAAACGGGAACACCAGAGGCGCUGCAGACACUCAACACCAAGGGCUUCGAGCUGGCCUCGGGCGUCUACAGGGCUGCCGCAACUCUCGUGCGGUCUCAAUCUGGCGUUCUACCUCUCUCACCGACUGCUUCGACAGUGUUCGUGUCGCCUGGACCGAACAUUCCCGUUGGCGGCGGCGCUGUUGACAGCGGCGACGCCACUCUGCCCACACGGGUGCCCUGGGUGAAGAGCGCCUUUGCCGACACCAUUCGCCAGAACAACGCCGACAUAGUGGACAUUCGCUUCACCGAGACCGGCUUGACCGAAGAGCAGUGGGAGCAAGUGACCGACGCGGACGUCGUCAUUCUGGCGACACGUAACGCCCUGGAGUCGCCCUACCAGAAGGAGAUGGGCCUCGAGAUUGCCCGUCGUCGUAAGGACAAAGCGCUUGUGGCGAUUGCGACGUGCGCUCCGUAUGACUUUUUGGAGGACGAGGACGCCAUCAAGACGUACCUCGCGGUGUACGAGCCUACGGUCGAGGCUUUCAAGUCUGCGGUGGAUGUGAUCUACGGGAAGGAGAAGGCCCUUGGCAAGCUGCCAGUUCAGUGGCCGAGGCUAUAA
Molecule: messenger RNA, 1620 nt
Organism: Purpureocillium lilacinum
Lineage: Eukaryota; Fungi; Ascomycota; Sordariomycetes; Hypocreales; Ophiocordycipitaceae
Biological process (GO): peptidoglycan turnover; carbohydrate metabolic process
Molecular function (GO): hydrolase activity, hydrolyzing O-glycosyl compounds
Source: RefSeq, a predicted model, not a curated record